Molecule: messenger RNA, 4942 nt
Organism: Durusdinium trenchii
Lineage: Eukaryota; Dinophyceae; Suessiales; Symbiodiniaceae
Source: the annotation of a GenBank genome assembly
AGGCUGUAGGCUUCGUUUUGGGUUAACGGUUACAGUUUUUUUUAGAGAAAAGCGGUGACAAGGGCUGGAAGGCAUGAUGAAACGACAGCUCAAUCGAGCUUCGACGCUUCCAGCGAACAAAAUUGUACCACCUGUCGCUCGACGACCUCCACAGCGUUCCACGACACAGGCAAACAUGGGCUCUGUUGAUGAGAAUGGAGGGGCUUCUGCAACUGCCUCUGUGGUAGUUGUGGCCAGAAUUCGGCCCAAGUUGCCAAAAGAAGAUAAGGAACCAGACGGUGUGGAGGUCUACUCUGAUGCGCAGACCUUGUCGAUCUUCAACAACGGGCGUGAGAAGAAGCAGUACACCUUGGACCAGGUCUUCGAUUCGCGUUGGCGAAUGCAGACUGCACGAUCAGCGCGGUCGAACGACAGCUUGGAGAAGAGUCCUCGACCAUCAGCUGCAGAGCAACGCAAAGCAGAAGCUGCGGAGUCACAGGCGAAGUUCUUCAAUGAUUUCGGACGCAAUUUGGUCACUCACUCAUUGAAAGGCUACAAUGUUUGUGUGUUUGCUUACGGGCACACCGGUUCUGGAAAGACCUACACCAUGCUGGGUGAUGCUGCUGGAUCUGGACGUGGAGCUGCUGCAGGGUUGUUGCCCCGUUUCCUCAUCGAACUUUUUCAGGAGCACGAGGAUGCGCCACGACCUGACACCUGGCGCUGCAGCUGUGAAUUCUUCGAGGUGUACAAUGAGCAGAUCAGAGAUUUGCUUCAACCCAAUGCCCAAGUGCAGAAACCCAAGAGAGUCCACUGCCACCCCAAGCACGGUGCGCGCAUUGAAGGUUUGACCAUGUCUGUCGUAAGCUCCGCGGAAGAAGUCAUGGAGCUUUUGCACUUUGGGAAUCAAAUGCGUACGGUGGCAGCGACCACAAUGAAUUCUCGCUCUUCUCGCAGUCACGCCUUCUUCAACUUUAAGUAUGAACAGAUUGGCGAAGAGCCACCUGAACAACCAGGACCUCCACCUCCUCCGCAAGCACGGGGGAAAGAACGCCGCGUGACCAUCGCUGCACCAGAUCCUCCUGGGGGUGGUUCUUGCAUGAGUGCUGUCACUUUUGUCGACCUCGCCGGACGCGAAGAACGUGAACGGUUGGGGAACCAUCCGGGCGCGAUGCAGUACAAGGAGAUGUGCUUCAUCAACACCUCUUUGUUCCACUUGGCGCACCUCAUUACCAAAAUCUCUCAAGGUGGGCUGUCCAACAACAACUUGUCGGAUUUCAGGAACUCCAAGGUGACGAUGCUGCUGUCACAGGCCCUGCAAGGCAACUCACGAACGGCAGUAGUGGCCACGUUGUCGCCAUGCCAGUCAGCCUUUGAGGAUUCUAUGUCGACGCUGAAUUUCGCAGCCUCUGCAAAGAAGAUCCAGACGAAGCCAGUGGUGAAUUCCAAAUCGGCCACGGAGAAGCUUGCAGAGUUGGAAAAUGAAGUCCACAGCCUACAGGUUGAGUUGGCACAGAGCAAGACCAGCAACACAGAGAAGGAGCAAGAGCUAUUGUCCGCACAAGCCUGGAUCAACUAUUACAAGCGCUCCUGGGAAGAGGCUUGCGCACGUUCUGAGCAAACCCAGAAAGCAAGGACCCGGAGUGCCAAGCGGCUAGGACUGACGCAGAGUGGAAGGACCGGAUCAGUGGCUUCACUUUUUGCAGCCACUAAAUCAAUGAAGUCGGAGGUAAGCGAAGCAGAUGAGGAAGAAGAGCAGCUUUACCCAUUCCUCACGAAACUUUGCGAUGACCCAGCCUUGCAAGGCUGCUGCAACUUUCCACUGGACCAGGAACAGGUGCAAAUUGGGAGCUGCGAGGGAAAUUGCGACAUAGUGCUCAUGGGUGUGGGCAUUACGUCUGAGAUGUGUUCAGUGCAUUGCGAAAAAGGUGAAGUAUCAGUGGAGGCUUUGAAGGAGGAAGGCGGCAGCACUGUUCGUGUUCUCCUGAAUGGCAAGAUGCUCCAGCCAGACGAGCCUGAGAAAAUGAAGCAUGGUGACUGUUUGAUCCUUGGCUAUUCGCAUGCCUUCCGUUUGGUGGAGCCAACACCCGAAAGAGUGAAACAAGCCGGAUCAUCGGAGUAUCUGCAAGUGGCGCGCAGCACCGUUCCAAAGCUGGACGUUUCUUCUGCAUUCGAGGAGGCUGUUUGUGUGGAAGGCAAGCAGUUGGAGGACUCUGGAGACAAGGUGAGUGCCUUCUCCUUCAUCAACAAUCUCAGCAACCGAGCCUCAGCAAGCACUGUCAAGAGCUUCUUGAGCGCCCUGCACCAUGUGCAUCCUUUGGUGGAAGAAGCGAACGUCAUCACUAGAGAGGUCUUUGGCAACGCCGAAUUGCACCUGGAGAUUCACACUCUCACGGACGUCCUGGACUUCCAAAAUGAUGCGCCAGAGAUUGUGAUUUGCUGCCUUGAGAAGCCCUCCCCACUUUCGCGAUUUCAGCAGACUGUCAACACGGUUCAGCAAUGCUUGCGGGACCCGAAUGCACCAACAUCUUCCCAAGAUUUGGCUGACAAGCGUUGGAUGUUGGGAAAGGCCAAGCAUCCCUUAGCCCACGCCAUGGGCCUUGACGAGCACAUGUCGAUUCGAGGGCAUGGCCACUUGCUGUCGAUCUUCUCUUUGGAAGACUUCUUGCAACGCCUCAGUGAAAUCAGAGACAUCUAUCAGGAAGCCUGUGAAACCGGCGAAGGCUUUGAAGCAAUGCGAUCCAAUUUGGCUGCACAUCCUUUCCAAAACCCUUGGCACCAGAGCAGCUUCACCCACACGAAAGUGUUGGCUGAUGAAGCUGCAUCGAUCAGGACCAGUCCCUUGCUGAGAUGGCUGCUGCGAAGUCCGCCAAAAGCACCCAUCCAGCAAGCUCCACCUCCAGGUGCCAGUCUUGGAACUACGAUUGCACAGGCUCCAGUGAAAGAAUUGCAACGAAGGCCAUCGAUUGCAGAGUCGGUGCAGUCUGCUAACAGUUCUGGCCACCUCUUUCCCGUUGACAUUCGCGCAAGUCAGGACAAGGACAAGCAGUCUCCGACCCCUCGCACUGGACAGACCACCAACAUCUUUGAGGUGGACAACAGCCCUAUUCCAAGUCUCGGCUCCUACUUGAAAGCGCUCCUCACGGACACGUCCAGUGCGGAUAUUUUGCUGGCAGUGAUGGAGCCGGGCGAAGGCCAAGAAUCCACCUUGGUUCAUGCUCACAGUAUUGUUCUGUCCCGGCUUCCAUUCUUCCAUCGAUUGAUUGCAGACCACAAGGCAAUGGGAAAGUCUCCCAUCAUCGUUCCGCAUGCCCUGUCCGUGUGCAUUUUGCGCCAGCUCUUGGUCUAUGCAUACACGGAUAGUGCCAAGGAAGCAACUGCCAAUCUUUCGCCCAACAUGCUUCGACAGCUCCAGAAGGCUGCCUCCAACUGCAGCAUGCCGGAACUCUGCAAGGCAUGCAUGAACAAGUUGAGUGGCACAGAGUCUGCUUCCGAGAGCUCUUCAGCCAAAGCACCAGGAGGCCCCUCCAGUCCAGGUGUUCGCCGUCGCAUCUCCAGGGGCUCGUCUCAACAGAAGGUUCGGGAAAUAUCUGGUCGGGAUCUUCCAGUACUUCUGAGCAAAAAGUCAUCUCUCAGCGACAGCUCGCAAGGAGGAAGCUUGAAGUUGAGGCAGCAACUUCGUGACAGCAAGCAGUUGGAAGCAAAGGUUGCAGAAGGCAAAGGUGCUUCAGAUGCUGGAAGUUCUCGUCAAAUGUUCUGCAUGGAGUCCGGUUCAAGCAUGAGCUCAUCACCCUUGGAGGGAAGGGAUGGCGAUCAGAUCACACGUCAGCACAGCGCGGUUCGUCUCAGCUCGGGCAGCCUGCGUGCCUUUGCAGAAGAAAUGGCGGAACUUCGACGCCUCUUGUUGGCACAUCCACGAGCUCAAGGACAAGAGAUUCCCAAGCGCGCCACAGACUUGCUGGAGGAUUUGCAAUCAAGCAUGAUGGAGACGAUUCGCUCAGAAUUCAGGGGCUGCCUUAAGGAGGCUGGGGACAAGAUAGGUCAAGGUGACUCCGCUUCGCUCACCUCUUUGGCAUCUGGCAUCACUUCUCAAAUCCACCACCUGCGGGAUGAUUUGAUUUGCAUGCUCAACAGCGAUGGGAGUGCCCGUGCUGCUUCUCGAAGCCCAGUUCGUGUUCGAGACGAGUCUCCAGUGCCCUCCAUGCCUAUUCAGCCAGUGCCUUUGGCUCGCGUCACGAGCCCACCUUCUGGCUUCAGCACUGAGCCUGUGGUGCGGACAACUCCGCCUCCCUUUGAUCAUCGUGCAGCUACACCACCCUUGGGCAGCCCCCUGUUAGUGGCAACCCCUGGCGCUCCAAAGAUUGCUGGCGCUGUUGGCGCUCAACCUUUGCAGCGGCAGCGACUUGUGAUUCAUGCUUCAACUGGCCAACUUCCUCGACCAGCGACCCGUUCUCCUUCGCCGAACUCCAGUUGCUGUAUGGUGCCUGCCUAUGCAGGAAGGACAGAGACAAGGUCUGUCUCUCCCAUUCCAGGCGGUUCAUAUUGGCAGAUGAAUGCUCCAAGCAGACCAGGAUGGGGCACGGCGCCGGGGCCUGUAUCAGUGAGAUUCAACCGUCCACGCAUGAACCACAUGGGGUCAUCUGGAACCUCUUCAACUCUCACAACCAAUCGCUCCUGGCAAAAUCUUCAGGAACCCGUCACCGCCAAUCCCGUCGCCAUCAGUCACGUCACGGUCCCCAAGCAGCCCACCAGUACCACUUCGGUGACGACACACGCAGAGCAAGUUGAUCCUUCAAAGGCUGUGGGCGAGAAGGCUCCGGUGGAGACCCUGCGCUUGUAAGAAAGAGAAGCAUGCAUUUAGCGGUCGCCAAGAACGCUGACAUUCAUUUAACCCUGCGCUUCAAGCGCAGGGAUCUGCAGUAGGGCUCAGUAGGGUUACAUUUAAAGCCAAGAAGGCUUGUGAGGU